Messenger RNA from Microplitis demolitor, 2701 nucleotides. RefSeq names its product probable GDP-L-fucose synthase (gene Gmer). The record is from RefSeq and is a predicted model, not a curated record. The transcript is spliced from 6 exons. Gene Ontology annotation, biological process: nucleotide-sugar biosynthetic process. Gene Ontology annotation, molecular function: GDP-L-fucose synthase activity. The coding region runs from base 118 to 1080 and encodes 320 amino acids. NCBI's taxonomy places the organism in Eukaryota, Metazoa, Arthropoda, Insecta, Hymenoptera, Braconidae.
AUUUACAUUAUAUAUAUAUAUAUAUCUGCCAUAACCUCUUUAAUUUUCAUUCCGCUUUAUUAUAAGUAUUUUCUAUUUAUUAUUAUCAAUAGAAAUAAAUAAAAAAAUAAAAUAAACAUGGAUAAAAAAAUAAUACUAGUCACCGGAGGUACAGGUCUUGUUGGUAAAGCUAUUGAAAAAACUAUUGAAUUGGACAAAAAAGAUGAUGAGGAAUGGGUAUUUGUUGGAUCAAAGGAUGCAGAUUUAUGUGAUAAAGAAAGUACAGAACAACUGUUUGAAAAAUAUAAACCAACUCAUGUAAUACAUUUGGCUGCUAUGGUUGGUGGUUUAUUUCACAAUAUGUCACAUAACUUAGAUUUUUUACGUAAAAAUCUUCACAUGAAUGAUAACGUUUUACAAACUGCGCAUGAGAACAAUGUCAUUAAAGUUGUUUCUUGUCUUUCAACUUGCAUAUUUCCCGACAAAACAACAUAUCCAAUCAAUGAAACUAUGAUUCAUAAUGGUCCACCUCAUCCAUCUAAUUAUGGAUAUAGUUACGCAAAACGACUAUUAGAUGUUGCCAAUCAUGGAUACUUCGAGCAACAUAACAGACUUUAUACUAGUAUUAUUCCGUGCAAUGUGUUUGGACCUCACGAUAAUUUUAAUCCACAUUCCAGUCAUGUAAUUCCUGGAUUGAUAAGAAAACUAUAUGACUUGAUAAAAAAUGAAAAUACUGAAGAUAAAAUAUUUACAGUGUUGGGAUCAGGGAAACCGUUAAGACAAUUUAUUUACAGCUUAGAUUUAGCCAAACUCAUAAUAUGGGUUCUUCGUGAAUAUAAUUCGGUUGAACCAAUCAUUUUAUCUGUGGAUGAAGCAGAUGAAGUGUCAAUCAUCGAAGUGUCUGAAACUAUUGCCAAAGCUUUUGAUUUUAAAGGAAAAAUUGUAUUUGAUACUACAGCAGCAGAUGGUCAAUACAAAAAGACUGCUAGUAAUGCAAAAUUAAGGAGUUAUUUAUCUGACAUACAAUUUACUCCAUUUGAGAAAGCGAUCAAAGAAACUGUUGAUUGGUAUCGUAAUAAUUAUAAUUUAGCAAGAAAUUAAGACAUAUACAUUUAUAUAUUAGUAUGUGUCAUAAUAAAAAAAUAUUUUUUAUGUAGGUUUCAUGGUCUCAAAAGUUACUUUGAGACCAAAAAAAUAUCCUCCGAAAAAGUCCGAUCAAUAUCUCACAAAUUGAGCUGGCAUUUGACAAGUUUAUUUUCUCAUGUUAAAUAUUUUUUUUAAUUUUAUGUGGAAAAAUCUACGAAAAAAAUCGGUCUAUCGGUUGAUCCUGCAGGCCAGUCUCAAAACUUCCCGCUGUUUUCGAGCUCUUUGAGCUCAAAAAUAUUUUUGUAUGCCUUUGUUUUCGAAAAAUAACGUUUUUUACCAUUUUUUUUACAAUGGUAUCUCUCGAACAAACUGACCGAUUAAGAUGGUUGAGGUGAUAAUCGACAGGUUUUAUAAAGUUCUAGAGCUGAUCUAAUUUUUAAAUUUAUUUAUCGUUGUUCUUGAGGAAUUGUAAAAAAAUAAAAAAAAAAAAAUGUUUUUUUUAAUUCUUUCGACGACGGUUUUUCUUGAACGAAUGAACCGAUUUUGAUGGUUGAAGUGGGGUUUGACGUGGCUUAUAGAGUUUUAGAGCUGAUUAGAUUUUGGAAUUGAUCUAUUGAGCACAUUAAAAGUUAACUAAAAAAAACAUUUUUUAAAAAAAUUUUAUUUUUGGAAUAUCUUCGAACACAUUCUACCGAUGAAGCUCAAUUUUUUACGGCUUCUAGAUGUUAACAAGCCGCAUCGAAUGACAUCGUAACGAUCAAAAUUAACAUGAUUUAAUUAACAUGAUCUUGUAAGAAGUUGAAUUCCCCAAUCUUGUAGGAAAAUAUCUAAAUGACUUUGAACUGUUUAAAAUAGUUGCAAUAUCAAAAAAAAAUUUUAUUUUUUUAAUUCAAAUAAUUAUCACCAUACAAUAUGAGUGAUAUUUGUAGUAAGGAUAAGAGUUUAAACUCAGUUUGGAAAAAUGUAUUUAUUCGACCUAUUAAUGGACUUCGUUAAUAAUAAAUUAUAUAUUAAAUAUUUUGUAUUUUUUCACACUACAAAGCCGUAUAACUUUUCUUCUAUUCACUUUAUAAAUAACAGAAAUCGAUCCAUUUUUGUGGAAAAUCGAAUUUCCUAUAAGACCUCAUUAGUUAGAAUAAAAAAAAAACUUUCAUUAAUUUAAUAGAGAAGAAAUAAAAAGAAAUAAAGCUUAUAGAAAAAAUCAUUUUUUUUUUUUUUUUACAAACUUUGGAGGGAUGUAACUUCUUUUUAGCUGAAGUUACAAACUUAGUGAUUCAAACCUUUUAGUGGGAAAUUCAAUUUUCCACAAGCCAGCUCAACUUUUGAGAUAUUGAACUGAUUUUUUAGGAGGAUUUUUUUUUCUUGGUAUCGAAGUAACUUUUGAGACGAUAAGACCUAAAAAAAAAAAUAUUGCUCUAUUAUGAUACAUCUAAAUAUAUAUAUAUAUAUAUAUAGAUUUUCUCCAACUCCUAAUGUUUAUAAAAAUACUAUGGACUUAUUAAUAUACUUUCGUUGUUUAUUAAAUUAUGGAAUCAGAUAAGUUAUGAAACUUGGGUGUUUGUGUGGAAAUUUUACUUUCGAUUUAAUUAAGUUAUAAAUUUCUAACAUUAAUUAUAAUUAUUAAAAUAAAGAACAG